UAAUAUUUUGAAAUUGUAGAUUUCUAAAGCAGUGUUUUUGCAACUCUGUGGUUAAAAAAACAAAGGAGUAUGGUGCAACAUCUUGAACUACAUACAUAUUGUGCACGCUGUUCUCUCUCUCCCUGAACGUGUUCCCAUCAAAUGCGUUUAUUUCACCUGUGCGCGCGUUGCGGCUGUUGCGUUUCCAUGGCAACAGCAACACAGCGGCUCUCCGUUUGUCCGGUCAGACCCGAAAGCAAAGCGUGGACACCUUAUUCUAGCGUCUAGUUCCCGACUUAAACGCGACUUAAAAGCAAACAACACGUUGUUAUAUUUAUCAUAGUGGUCCAGUUUACUCGCUGAGCUGAACCCAGUCGUAACAUUAGGGCCGCUGAAUUGAGCAAAGAGAGCAGCAUGUCUGAAGUCGAUGAGGACGCAUUCUUCUCGGAUGAAGAGGGCGAGGAAGAGCAUCAACAAGAAGCCGAAGAGGAGAAGGCACCGGUUUGCGUUUUGACCCAAGAAACCAUAGAGCGGGGACUCUCGUUGCUCUGCCGAACAGGAAAUGGACUUGGACAUGCAUUUGUCAAAAUGGACCUAAAAAACAAUGGUCUGAAUGACAUUGCUGCAAUCGGCAGUUAUCCUCACCUACGUUUUCUGGAUGUAUCCAACAACCGCCUUGUUGACCUUUCUCCUCUGGCAUCUCUCACACAGCUGCUCUGGCUGAAGGUUGACAAUAAUGCUGUGGAAUGCUUCAAAAGGCAACCUUUAGCUCAGUUGACCUACUUGCAGUGGCUGAGUAUGGCAAUGAACCGGCUAACAGACCUGGACGGCCUGGUCGGGCCGGCCUUGGAGAGCCUCAAUCUUACAGGUAACAGUAUUAAAAAAGUGGCUGGUCUUCAGAGUAGCUGUUUUGCAAAUCUGGUAACUCUGGAGCUGAGGGGAAACCAAUUGGAUACCACGGAUGGCAUCAACCUUCCUAACCUGCAGCAAUUAUAUCUGGCCCAAAAUGUUAUCAAGCGUUUGGAGGGUUUAGAGAAGUUGGAGCGCCUCACCACCCUUCACCUUCGAGAUAACCAGCUGGAUACUCUGAAUGGCCUCAGCUCCAACAUGAAGUGUCUCCAGUACCUCAAUGUCAGAGGCAAUGCCAUCUUAGAUGAGAAUGCCCUGCAAUGCCUUGCACUUAUGUCAAAAACUCUGCGAGCUUUGGUCCUUUCUGACAAUCCUCUGGUGGAAACGACAGACUACCGGCUGAAUGUACUGAUUCUCCUGCCACAGCUGGAGCAACUUGACAAAGAUCCUGUGUCCCCUGAGGAGAGGACUGAGGCCUGUGAGAAAAGCAAGGUAAAGCUAAGAAACAUCUAAUUUUUGUUUGUGGCAUGCUCAGACAAAAAACUUCUCUUUUGCUGGUUGUUUUAAUGCCAUGAGUGUCCUUUCAGGUACUUUAAGAAGAGUUGGAGCCAUAAGAUUUGCAAUGAUAGCAAAAAUGAGGAAGUGUUUGACUUCCUUGAAAACUGUGAUUGUGUUGUGUGAGAAGUAUAGGCUACAUCUUGAUAGCGUAUCUGUGACAGAUGCACUUUGUAUCUGUAAAAUGUAUAUAUAAGGGUUGCUUCAUGUUCUUACACUAGUACACCCUACAUCUAUUUUUUGAAAAAUACAAUUUUGAAAAUGUUUUUUUCUCUUGCAUCCAUUGACAUGUACAAAUGCAGAUAAUCAGCAAGUUGCAGAGCAAUGUGCCAGUAACUACGGAAAGAGAAAAAAUGGAAUAUUUGAACCUCGUUUUGCCUCUUUGUUUCCCUGAGUAAGGAUGAGAGGGCAAAUUCCGCCACCAUUUCCGUGUUGGCAGCCAUCCAGUUCAGCUUUAAAGGGACAGCGACAUGCAUGUAUGGAAAAUCCCCACAUAAACUGAGCUGUACUGGUCUUCAAGCACAGCGUAUGCAUAUUGUAUCAAAUAAUACAAUUAUUUCUGAUUAAUAGUUGUACUUAAGUUAUCAUUCAUAUUUCCAUAGCUCACAUAAUGUUGCAAACAACCAGGAAGCCACCUCUUUAAAAAGACUGCCCGUUUUUGUAGGUCUUCAAAGCAUUGGUUGCAAUUGUUGUCGUAUUCCAUGAUAAUUAAAAAACCAAGCCAUAUAACUUGCUUCAGUUCUCCA
Cyclopterus lumpus (lumpfish) is the source of this 2129-nucleotide messenger RNA. It is a transcript of the gene lrrc23, whose product is annotated as leucine rich repeat containing 23. NCBI's taxonomy places the organism in Eukaryota, Metazoa, Chordata, Actinopteri, Perciformes, Cyclopteridae. The coding region runs from base 394 to 1341 and encodes 315 amino acids. Gene Ontology annotation, molecular function: protein binding. The transcript is spliced from 7 exons. The record is from RefSeq and is a predicted model, not a curated record. Gene Ontology annotation, cellular component: cytoplasm.